This is a messenger RNA of Drosophila novamexicana, 3552 nucleotides long. RefSeq names its product zinc finger protein ubi-d4 (gene d4). Lineage: Eukaryota; Metazoa; Arthropoda; Insecta; Diptera; Drosophilidae. Bases 214 to 1686 code for a protein of 490 amino acids. Gene Ontology annotation, biological process: nervous system development. The record is from RefSeq and is a predicted model, not a curated record. The transcript is spliced from 3 exons. Gene Ontology annotation, cellular component: nBAF complex.
GGAGUUGACAGUCUUGUUUUGUGGCAUAAAAACUUGUUUGCGAAAGCAGCCGAAGAAAAAAUGUGUGCUUCUGGUGUAUAAUACUGGUUGGAUUGCCGAAAACUAUUUAAAUACAUUAAUCCGGUGUGUGUUUGCUUGUCUUAUUUAUUGAAUACGCUGUGGUUCAUUGCGGGUACGUCGUGUUGCUUUCACAGUGACGCCGACGUUAACAAUAUGGCUUCCGAAAUCGCGGUGGUAAACAUUGGAAACUUUGAAAAAAUACAGAACUUUUUAAAUGACACCGCCUAUAAGGAAAUUCUUGAGAACAGCGAGAACUUUAACACGCGCCUCUGCAUCGAGCGCCGGCUGCGAAUGCCAUUCCUCGACCCCCAGACAGGCGUCGCACAGACGCACUGCGCGCUCUUUAUGAAACGAAAGCAGCGAAUGCCCGGCUUCCGACAUGGCCAAAUAUACACGUAUCCUUCUGCCCGCUGGCGUAAACCGAAACGACAAUAUUUACUUAAUCCACAUCACAGCUACCGCGCCUACCAAUACCGGGAGCAUCAUCUCUCCCACCAGCAUCAGCACCAUCACGUACCGACCUCUGGUCCUGGAACCGUCAGCGCACGUGAUCAUCAUCAGGCCGAAAGUGCAGCUAUCGUGGCCACAGAUGGCAAUUCAAUGGGCGCUUCGGGGGACAACGACAGCAAGGAUUCUCAUGCUAAUGCCGAGAAGGAUUGGUUCCAUGAGGACAUGGACUCGUCGCAUUAUCAUCAUGCCGAUGACUACGAGGACGACUUUGACUCCGACAAUGACUUCGAUGAGUCGUACAGUAGUAGAGGAAAACGCAAGCGCGGCUCACGACCCCGUCGUUCAAAUGCAACUGUGGAUGGUACUCCGAAACGGGGACGUAAGGGUGGCGGCAAUCGUCGUCGAAAUGCACCUGAAGGCGAUACUCCGGAUCGAAGAAGGCGUGCCGCUGGCAAUAAUGCCAAUACUUCUGCUGCAGCUGCAGCAGCAGCCGCGGCUGUUGCACACGCCGCAAGCACUGCGGCCGCAGCAGCAGCUACGGGCCUUUACGCAACGCACUCUAACUCAGCAUCACCAAUUCCCAUUAUCGAUGAAACCUCACAAUCGGCUCUGGUCAUGACGGCAACGCUUGCUACAUCAUACGAUAAGUCUUCACUGAAUGAUGCAGGUGCUUCAAAUGAUUCAAUCCCUUUGGCCACAAUGGCUAGCAUGGGCAUGUCGACAACACCAACUGCUAAUCCAACUGUAUUCACAACUGUAACUGCGCCGCCAGCUAAUCCAUUGGCAAGUCCCAAAAAGAAUAAGUUAAGGGCGGAGCGCGAAAUUGCGCAGCCUUCCCCGUACUGCGACUUCUGUUUGGGCGAUCAGCGUGAAAACAAGAAAACCAACAUGCCCGAAGAGUUAGUGUCUUGCUCCGACUGCGGCCGCUCUGGCCAUCCAUCGUGUCUACAGUUUACGCCCAACAUGAUAAUAUCGGUUAAGCGCUACCGCUGGCAGUGCAUCGAAUGUAAAUAUUGUUCUAUUUGUGGCACCUCAGACAACGACGACCAGCUGCUUUUCUGCGACGACUGUGAUCGCGGUUACCAUAUGUAUUGUUUGUCGCCGCCAUUGGUAACACCGCCCGAGGGCUCCUGGAGCUGUAAACUCUGUAUGGAGGAGUUUCACAAGCACAAGUAAAAUUUAAUUUCUAAUUUAAGGCGUCGGUACAGAUGUAAAUUUAAUUUGUGUUUCCACUUACAUGCAGCUUAUGAAAUUACGUAUCUCUAAUUUAAUUUUCAUUUUAAGUACGCUUUAGUAAGUUUUUAAUCUUAUGUAACUAUUUAAUUUAAUUUCGUAUUCGUAACUACGCUUAUAUGGACCGCCCCAAGUAUUCUAAGUAUUCCCAGCCUUCCACGCAAAAUGAAUGUAACAUUUUCAUCAAACAAGGUCGUUAAGCAUUUGAAUCCUUAUCGUAUCAUUUAUUUACACUUUUUUAUGUAAAUUUUACGAAAUAAUCUACGAAAUUAUAAUUACCCUAAUACCAAUAAAUACUGCAUGCCUUUUGCAUAUUUCACUGGGUGUUUCUCAAUGCAACCGAUAUUAAUUAGUUUAUCUUCAUAAUUUAAUAUAAGUUAAUUAAAUGCUGCGUACUUAUUAAGUCAUGAAUAUAUAAAAAUUACAUAAACCAUAAAACCUUUCGACGCAAUAGUUUUUUAAAUAUGCCAGACAAAAAACACUUUAACCUGUAUCCACAAUAUUGAACAGGAAAGGCCAAAUAAAAUUGUGCAAUUGAUAUGACGAAAAUUUUGAAACUCCUUUUCAAAAACCAGAAACCAAAUUCCUAUUGGACAUCAUUUGCUAUCAAAAUCAAAUCAAAUUAGUCAAAUUGCAGCUAGUUCUAAUAUUCUCUGAGAUCGACUAAUUUCGCUACUUGUGCCCAAUUUUUUGAUCUGGUAUAUAAAAAAAGGUAAUGGAAACGUUGAAAUCGUUGUAAUUCCAAGGACCUUUGAUUGUGAGCAUUGCAUGAUGUCUAUUUAGCUGCUGCUUGGGUAAUCCCAUAACCCUGAGAUGUGAGCCCCGAAUGUUUUUAGAAAGGAUUAUCCCGGCCUUGUGCUGGUUUAGCGUUUGUGAUCCAGUCUAGACUGCUUUUUAUAACUUUGAGCAUAAAGUUCUGCAAAUUUGUGAAAAGCCGCUCAAAGUGCCAAUUGGCUCAGUUGAAUGUACCCAAAUAGGUUGGCAGAUUCUAACAGUGGACUGUUAAUUACUCGGGGCAAGCAAACCAAAGUGGUUGCAGCCACAAGACUUCCGUCGAUUGCACUUAGUCUGCCGAGAUGAGCCGCGCUUUGUGGUACUUUUCUCUGUUGGGUCUGUGCCUGGUAUUGCCUGUACGGUUAGGAGAACAGCGAAUCCGGUCGAAACGCUUCCUCAUUUUUCCACGUCAAGCUCCGACAAGACAUCAGGUAAAUGAAGUUCAUUUAGUAGUCUGACGUUUAAUGGAGCCAUUUCCUUUUAGUUUAUUGCCGGCAUUGGCAUUCCGGCUGAUCUGUCCUAUGAAUCACUGACCGUCGGUCACGUUCUAAAAGCGGAGUUUUUCCUGCCAUACAAUGCGUCCGUGUACCGACAAAACCCAUUUCUUCCGGAGUACAAACAUACUAAAGUGUCCUUAAACGCCGGGAUCGCCGAGGCUGAGAUACGUCAAAUUCAAAGGAAUCCCACCCAGUUGCGCUGGCAAAUUUACGCGUACAUUGAGCACAUGUUGAACGGGUGAGCUAGUUAGUUGAUUCCUAAUUUAUUUGAUGACAAGCAUCCAUUGAUAUGGGAAUCGCAGCUACGGAUACAACGGCCAUGAAUGCAUGCUACAGGCUAUAUGCGAGGCGAAUGCAAUACGGUUUUCCAAACAGUUUAGUGUUGUCCAAGAGCUACUGCAUCUGGUGCUUGGGUAAGUGGGGCUCCCAUUUUAAUUGAUUUAAUUAAAUUUUUUUUAUUUAAUACAUUGACAGCCCCUCCACGACGCUAAAUGGGGACGCGGCGGAGGCCUACGACUACGUACUGGCCGAAAAGAUG